AUGCUCACAAUGUCUGGACGAGGAAAGGGAGGAAAAGGGCUCGGUAAAGGAGGCGCAAAGCGUCACCGCAAAGUUCUCCGUGAUAACAUCCAGGGAAUUACCAAGCCCGCCAUCCGCCGCCUGGCUCGCCGUGGCGGAGUGAAGCGUAUCUCCGGUCUGAUCUACGAGGAGACCCGCGGCGUGUUGAAGGUUUUCCUUGAGAACGUGAUCCGCGAUGCUGUCACCUACACCGAGCACGCCAAGAGGAAGACCGUCACCGCUAUGGACGUGGUGUAUGCUCUGAAGAGACAGGGCCGCAGGGCUAAUACGUCCCUCCUCGUCUCCAGCAGUACGUCGAGGCUUGCUCGAACCAAGCAGACCGCCCGUAAAUCCACCGGAGGCAAAGCCCCCAGGAAGCAGCUGGCCACCAAGGCUGCGCGUAAGAGCGCCCCGGCCACCGGCGGCGUGAAGAAGCCUCACCGUUACAGGCCCGGUACCGUGGCUCUGAGAGAGAUCCGUCGCUACCAGAAAUCUACGGAGCUGCUGAUCCGCAAGCUGCCCUUCCAGCGCCUGGUGAGAGAAAUCGCUCAGGAUUUCAAGACCGACCUGCGCUUCCAGAGCUCCGCUGUCAUGGCUCUGCAGGAGGCCAGCGAGGCUUACCUGGUCGGCCUCUUUGAGGACACCAACCUGUGCGCCAUCCACGCCAAGAGGGUUACCAUCAUGCCCAAGGACAUCCAGCUGGCCCGCCGUAUCCGUGGAGAGAGAGCUUAA
Pleuronectes platessa (European plaice) is the source of this 750-nucleotide messenger RNA. RefSeq names its product histone H3. NCBI's taxonomy places the organism in Eukaryota, Metazoa, Chordata, Actinopteri, Pleuronectiformes, Pleuronectidae. The coding region runs from base 1 to 750 and encodes 249 amino acids. Gene Ontology annotation, molecular function: structural constituent of chromatin; protein heterodimerization activity; DNA binding. The record is from RefSeq and is a predicted model, not a curated record. Gene Ontology annotation, cellular component: nucleosome. The transcript is spliced from 5 exons.